UCCCCUUCCUUCACCGCUCGUCUCUCAAACACUUGAGGGUACGCUAUCUAAUUGGACCUGUAGCAGAAAAAUACCGUGCGACACUGGGCCGACUUCGGACCGUAUCUGCCCCACAGCCAUCUCACAUUCCAUGACAUUAAUCUAUACGUCCCGUCCUCAUGCCUAUGGCUGGCCUCUCCGACGGCUAGAGAGAGGGACUGCCUUCGACGGCUCGAGCGACUAUCCAACUCAGUCAUCCGGCGCCUGGACGGUGUCAGGCGAAGCGAUCUUAGCGACGCAAUGGGUGCACACGCGUGUGUGGCUCAUGUUUGCUGUCUUCCUUGUCUCUCUUUUCGCAUCAUGCUUUCCUGCUCUCUCGCGCCGCAUCCCCGGCAUCCGCAUCCCGGGCGUCGUCUUCUUCGUUGGAAAGCACUUUGGCACAGGCAUCAUUCUGGCGACUGCCUUUGUGCACCUCCUUCAGGACGCGUUCCAGGCCUUGAUGAGCCCCGAGGUGCAGGAGAGGUAUGGCGUGUCAAAGUGGGUAGGGAUGAUUGUGCUGAGCUCCCUACUCCUUAUCUUUCUCGUCGAAUAUAUCGCUACCUCGUACGUCGACCGCCUCCAGUCGUAUGCCUCUGCGCCUCCUUCGCCAUGCUCUACGCCCUCGCUCUCUCCCGCAUCCUCACCUACCAUCUCUCCAACCCAGCUCCCCGAGCGUUUGAAUGGGACGCCGAACGAUCGGCAGGGACGAAAAGAAGACGAAGAGGACGAGGAAGGCGGAGCGAGCCACCUUUCCGGUGUACCUCUCGCGCUCGCGUCACCCGAGUCUGAGCAAGAGGUGGACGAGGACGAGGAUAGGGAGGCGGAGGUAGAUGAGGCCACGCCCCUCGUUGUAUCCUCCCGAAAUCCUGCACCACCCGUCAAGUACGGCACCAACGCGAACGGCCGCCCACGCCCGGUCGGGUACGCACAUACAUUCCCGCGUUCGACGCAUCCCCCGCAUCCCCCGGCAAUGACCAUCGAGCCGAAUCGUCCAGGAGAUGAGAUUUUCAUGGGUGGGCACCAUCGGCACGAACAGCGCGGGUCUCAUGCGGAGCACCAUGCGUGUGCCAAGGGAGGAUGGAGAGGCUGGUUUGGGCUCGGCGGGGACGACGCAGGUUUAGAGUCAGGGUCCAGUGACUGUAGGGUGGCAAAUGGAAAUGGAAAGAGUAGAGAGAGCCGCACGUCGUCCGGUGCGAGCGCUAUGCGGGAGCAUGAGCGUCGGCAUGCGCACGGGCAUGGCACGAAGCAUGUGCAUGCUCACGGGCAUUUGCAUAUGGACAUGGAAUCAUGGGGCGGGGACCGGGGCAUGCAUGAGCAUGAAGAUAGAGGAGCGGAGGCUGAGAGUGGGAAUGGGGACAAGGACGCGGCUCAAGGGCGGAUCGGAUGGCGGAGGCAGGUGGUGGGCAUUUUGAUGCUCGAGGUGGGCAUCAUGCUACACUCGCUCGUCAUCGGGCUCACACUCGCGAUUACCUCAGGCCCCGAAUUCACGUCUCUGGUCACGGCGAUCAUGUUUCACCAACUGUUUGAGGGCCUCUCGCUCGGAAUCCGGAUCGCGACGCUACCCGCAGGGGAUGAGAAGCAACACGAGCGAGCGCGCUGGCUAGAACGGGUGCUCAAGCCUGCGUUGGCACUUAUGUUCGCGGUCACGACGCCCGUGGGGAUCGCCAUCGGGCUGGCGGUGUUCGGGCCUGGCGAAAGCGAAGGAGUAAAAGUAGUACUGCUCACGGGCGUGAUGUCCGCGCUUUCGGCGGGAAUGCUCAUAUAUGCGGCGUGCGUUGAGAUGCUCGCGGGUGAUUUUGUGCUCGACCCACAUCUGUGGCGCUCUAGUGUCAGCCGGCAGGCUCUCGCGCUGUGUGCACUGCUGGCGGGUGUGGCUGCGAUGGGGGCGGUUGGAAUCGUUGGAGAGUAGUUCUUGGUUGCGGUGGCGCGUGCUGUGU
Laetiporus sulphureus 93-53 is the source of this 1955-nucleotide messenger RNA. Its product is annotated as Zinc/iron permease. Bases 131 to 1927 code for a protein of 598 amino acids. NCBI's taxonomy places the organism in Eukaryota, Fungi, Basidiomycota, Agaricomycetes, Polyporales, Laetiporaceae. Gene Ontology annotation, molecular function: zinc ion transmembrane transporter activity. The transcript has 10 exons. Gene Ontology annotation, biological process: zinc ion transmembrane transport. Gene Ontology annotation, cellular component: plasma membrane. The record is from RefSeq and is a predicted model, not a curated record.